Cooperia oncophora is the source of this 651-nucleotide messenger RNA. The record is from the annotation of a GenBank genome assembly. NCBI's taxonomy places the organism in Eukaryota, Metazoa, Nematoda, Chromadorea, Rhabditida, Trichostrongylidae.
AUGUCACGCCGACGUGCUUCAGAUGUCGCUCACGAAUUCUUCCGAUCGAUAUUCGGUCGAUUCAGAAGGGAUGACACAAAACGUUCAUUGUCUACCGGUGAUUUAGCCGAUAAUAACUACAUGGAAAUGGAUUUCACCCAGCCCACUACGAGUACUUUACCGGCACACUUCGAUGACUGCGAUCUUGUUCCCAUGGACUUUUCUUCCACAUAUCGUCCUCGUCUACUACCGCAGCACGACCGUAGCGCCCAAAAGCUGGUGCGACACGGUAGCCAGUUGGAUAACAGUAUUGUAUCAAUAGCGGACUACAAUCGUGCUCAAGUGUGGUUCCAUCAAGGUAUGGACUCAGCAAAAGCCGAACGAUUAUUACGCAGUUCUGGAUGUGAGGAAGGGUCCUUCGUGAUCUCGCAACAAUCCACACAAUACGUGCUGUCGUUUGUCCAUUCCGCUACUAUUCAUCAUAUCCGCGUAGGAUAUUCCGUCAAAGAAAACGGAGAGCCGAAAUUCCGUUUAGAUAUCGAUCGAAGCUUCAAAAAUCUUCACGAUCUCGUUGCCUACUACACAAAACAUAAGGCAUUCGUCUUGCCGAUGAAGCUCAAACACGGAGUGGCUCGACCGCUACGCACAGCGCAUACGCGAACGCGAGCUUAA